AAUAAUGUCCGGACCCAGACCCGUGGUGCUGAGCGGCCCCUCCGGAGCAGGGAAGAGCACUCUGAUGAAGAGGCUGAUGAAGGAGCACGAGGGCGUCUUCGGGUUCAGCGUGUCACGUACACACAACAAGAACCCACGACCAGGAGAGGAAGACGGCAAAGGGCUGAACAGUCUCCCCAUGCUUCUGGGGGCGACUUUAUUUCCCGUAGCAGACGUCUAUUCCUCUGAAGACUUAGAAACGUCUUUUUCGUGUCCUAACGAAUCUGAACCCACAAAUAAAGACUACCACUACACCACCAGAGAGGCCAUGCAGGAGGGAAUUGACAACGGAGACUUCAUCGAGAACGCAGAGUUCUCCGGCAACAUGUAUGGAACAAGUAAAGCGGCCAUUCAGGACGUGAUUGACAAGAACCUGAUGUGCAUCCUGGACGUGGACAUCCAAGGGGUGAGGAGGAUCAAAGAGACCGACCUGAACCCCAUCUACAUCUCCAUCCAGCCCCCCUCCAUGGAGAUCCUGGAGAAGCGUCUGCGGGACAGACAGACGGAGACGGAGGAGAGUCUACAGAAGCGUCUGGAGGCAGCUCGCAUCGACAUGGAGCUCAGCAACGAGCCCGGGGUGUUCGACGUGGUGAUCAUCAACGAUGACUUGGAGAGGGCUUAUGAGGAGCUGAGAGCCCUCCUCAGUGACGAAAUCCAGAAAACUCAGGAGGCCAAAUCAUAAGGAGGAAGAUCUUUCUGCUGCUGUGACUCUGGCCUGAAUAACUUCAUCUGCAUCUUAAAUAAACGCUCAUCUUUUCCUCCGCCCUUUGAAGGUUUCCUCAGUACAGUUUCUUUAUCCCUGACACUCCGAUAUUUUGUUCCUGUCUGAGAGAACAAGGGUUUGAGUUAGAUUUAGUAAGACCAGCGACUGAAAUCAAGGUAUUACUGCCAAAUUCAGAGCUAAAUUUGAUUUGUAUUGACCCUAAACUCAUACUGAUAAAGUCCUGUACACAUCUGUCCCUCACUGCAAACAUAUUUACACUUCAUUCAUUUGAUUGUUGUAUUCUUGGCAUAAAUAUAUUCACUCAUAGUUAAGUUCAUGACUACUUCAACUACUAUUGCUGUUUAAAUAUUUACUGCUGCAAAUUUGCUCAGACUUUGAGAUAAAAUGACUGCAUUUAAAACAAUUUGUUCAAAAGGGCUGAAUAAAGACUGUGAAGACAAACCUUUGUG
This is a messenger RNA of Eleginops maclovinus (Patagonian blennie), 1212 nucleotides long. RefSeq names its product guanylate kinase 1b (gene guk1b). The record is from RefSeq and is a predicted model, not a curated record. The coding region runs from base 5 to 721 and encodes 238 amino acids. The transcript is spliced from 8 exons. Gene Ontology annotation, cellular component: cytosol. NCBI's taxonomy places the organism in Eukaryota, Metazoa, Chordata, Actinopteri, Perciformes, Eleginopidae. Gene Ontology annotation, molecular function: GMP kinase activity.